Spodoptera littoralis (African cotton leafworm) is the source of this 2149-nucleotide messenger RNA. The record is from the annotation of a GenBank genome assembly. NCBI's taxonomy places the organism in Eukaryota, Metazoa, Arthropoda, Insecta, Lepidoptera, Noctuidae.
AUGCAGGGUGGGGUCAUUGGAGGCAUCUGUCUCCUAGCCUUCCUGUUAUCUAAAGGCAGAGCUGAAGAAACAAAUGGUUUAAAUGACAAUAAAUUAGAAAAUCCCAGUGAUCUCAAAAAUGAAUUAGUUGUAACUGAAUCUAACUCUCAAGAUGAUGAUGAUGAUGACAGAUCGGGAGCAAUAUGGCAAAGUGCUUCUCGUAAUGUUGGAGGUUACAACAAGGCAACAUAUGAAGGAUCUUCCGGCACAUUUUCCACUCAGCAAAGUUCACCGAUCGCAUUCGAGGAUGCAAAGUCCAGAACGAUACUGCCACACGAAUAUAUAUUCCCAAAUAAAAUGCCCGGGGGUGAAAAUGUAAUUCAGUGUACAAAAGAAAAUGAGUUUCAUCAUUUUUGGUCUGAAGGCGUCGAUUGUAUGACCUGUAUUUGUGUUAACGAGUAUGGAGUCCUGACCCCAGUCUGUGCGAGUUGUGGUGGAUGCCGUAAACCUUCUCCAUAUCAUCCAGAAUAUAUCCCAGAACUACCAGUACCCAUUCCAGUCAAACCCGCGACUCCUGAGACUAUCCCAAUGAUUCCAGAACCAUAUUCACCAGAGCCAGAGAGACCUAAUCCGGAACCAAAUUUGGAAAUUCCCACUCCAGAGCCAUAUCCCAAAUAUCCAGCCCCUAUUCCAGGCCCUUCACCUCUCCCAGACAGUUUUCCAGAGCCGAUCCCAACACUGCCACCGCAACCGGCUGAAGCAUCAUGUAGUCCUCUACCCAAUGGUCAACCGUUUACAAAUCCACUGCACCCGUGUCAGAUAUGCACAUGCAAAGAAUCUGACGUGUCUGGAAAUGUUGACGUCCAGAUCGAAUGCAAGGAGAAUCCUCAAUGCAUAUCACCUGUCGACUUGACUACAUUACCGCCACUGCCAGAGGUCCCAGUACCGAUACCACUGCCAAUUUGUGAGAAGUUCCCUGAACACGUGCUGUUCCCUCACCCAACCGACAACUGCAAGCUGUGCAAGUGCUCCAAGAGAGACACAGAUAAUGGCAGUUCUGAGCAAGUACUUACUUGCUACCCUCAUCCUGAUUGCAUACCUAAACCGGAACCAGUCACGGAGCCAGUCCCUUCUCUUCCUAUGCCAUUGGAUCCUCAAAAAGGAAAACCAGUUCCUGAACCAGAACUGAUACCAUCAGAGCCUUUGAAAGGGCAGUUGGAGCCAAUAGAACCAGUUCCAUUACCAGAGAUUGUUACGAUAGAACCCUUACCGUGGCCUCCUAUAACGACAGUGUCGCCAGGACCUCCACUGCCGAUGCUGGCUCCACCACCUGGCCCGCUUCCAGGUCCAUCGCCACAUGAAUCCUGCCGGCCAUAUCCCCCGAACCAAACGUUCCAGCACCCUUGGGAUGAAUGCCAGAUCUGUUUGUGCACGGAAGCCACCGCGGUCGGUAUGGUCACCGUCGAAGUCAACUGCUACACCAAACCAGCAUGCUGCGUAGAACCACCGGAACCUGUGAAAGCUGCAUGUUUCAGGCUACUCCAGGCAGUAUGCAGCAGUUGCCCCUGACGCACAAAGUUUAUCAGCUACCAGCACUUUUAGACCACCAUCGAUAUAUCCAUCUUAUACUCCAAGAACCGUUAAUUAUCCUGGAACCAACCAAGUCAGUGCGGCCGACGGUCUGAAGCAAGGAUACUCUAUCCAGACGUAUCCUAUGCUACAGACAGAUACAGGCUACGUCGAACCACCACCUCACUAUACACCAUAUCAACGAAACUACCAGCCUCCAUUCGUAAACCAAGAAUAUCCUGAGUAUCCUCCAAGAAUAAAAGUACCACCUGCGUCGUAUAAACCCAACCAAUUCGCGUAUCCACCAAACUACCAAUAUGCACCAGGGGAUGCAAUGGAAAAUAAUUACGCAGGACCUCAAGGACAUUAUCAACCAUAUGAUCCGAGAUUCCAAACAGUACCCAGCGCAUAUCCAGCUCCUACUCUGUACCAGAGGCCUAACUACGACAGACCUCCAGUGUAUCCACCUGCACCAAGCAGAGAUGUAUAUGGAAAACCUAACCAGAAGCAGAUUGGAGCAAACAUUCAAAAUGUACAAUCAAAUUAUUUAGGCAAUGCAGUGAGAACGAUAUCUGAUGACGAUGAACCAGAUGACUCCUAG